Momordica charantia (bitter melon) is the source of this 1677-nucleotide messenger RNA. RefSeq lists its product as uncharacterized. Gene Ontology annotation, molecular function: structural constituent of ribosome. Gene Ontology annotation, cellular component: ribosome. Gene Ontology annotation, biological process: translation. NCBI's taxonomy places the organism in Eukaryota, Viridiplantae, Streptophyta, Magnoliopsida, Cucurbitales, Cucurbitaceae. The record is from RefSeq and is a predicted model, not a curated record.
UCUUCUUCCACCGUCAAAAACCUCUCUCCAAAGCUUCUUCAGUCGCUCUUCUAAUGGCGCUUCAGCUCAGCCUCAGACCCAAAAAUCUCAAAAACCUCAACGCUUCUUUCGCCCACCUCUUCUCCUCCAAUUCCUCCGCCCCAUCUGAUCCAAAUGACGACGCCGCCGAUACUUCUUCCUCCUUCGCCGCCGCCGAAGCUCAGUCUCCCAUGUCCUCUUACUUCAGCGACGUCAAAGCGCGCCUCAAACAGCAGCCACAAUCGAGUGCCAGAAGGCCUUCGUACCCCUUCACUUCGAAUCCAUCGAAUUCUCCGGCUUCGAAAGCCGCUUCACUGGAAGAAAUUAGGAAGAAUCUCUCUGAAUUUCGCAGCCGAUCUGCUGCGCCUCCGCCCUCCGAUCCCGGCUCCACAUCUUCCUCUUCUGCUCCGUCGUCUUGGGAGCGCGGUAUCUCGUUUCAAGAGCUUUACCAGAGAAGUGCGAUGAGGAAGGGCCAGGAUGGUAAUGCACCUGCUGCUGCCCGUAGUGGCAUGCUGCCAUUCGAUUCUAUUCGGGAGAGCUUGCGACAGGCGGCCCCGCCAAGGGCAGUGCAAAAUGAACGCAAGGGCGGGGAUUCAAUAUCUUUAUCGGCGUUUAAGAACAGCUUGAAAUUGAAACCAUCGGAUCCCGCGACAGCGCUGUCGCUGGGUUUGACGGGGAAAUUUCCGUCGUCGGUUUUUGGGAAGGAGAUGAGGGACAGAAAAGAUGGGGAGAAUGGGGGAAUGAAGACGGAGUUUGUGAAGAUGUAUAGCCAUGGAGAAUUGGGAAGCAAGUUGAGAGCUCUGAGGCCAGAUAAUACGAAAGGAAAGAAUUGGUUCUCAUUGGCGGAGUUGAAUGAGAGGUUGAUGAAGUUAAGGGCAAUGGAGGAGAAGGAGACUGAGUCAAGGAUUGGGGGACUUUCAUGCCAGGAUUUGAGAGAGAGUCUGGAGAAGAUCAAGAUGUCUGAUGCUGAAAAGGCAAAGAAAACCACGAUUCAGCGUCUCAAUAUCCUGGGUCAGCUGGGUCGAACCCCGGAUUAUAUGCUACAACCUCCAAAGGAAUAUCUGGUUGAAAAGUAUUUCCAUCCGGAUAACAUGUCAUCUGCUGAAAAGCUGAAAAUUGAGUUAGCAAAAGUUAGAGAUGAAUUUAAAAUGUCGGAGUCAGACUGUGGAUCGGCUCGAGUUCAAGUCGCACAACUUACAACGAAAAUCAAACAUCUGUCUUCCGUCUUGCACAAGAAGGAUAAGCAUUCUAAGAAAGGUCUUCUUGCAAUGGUGCAACUGAGAAAAAAGCUACUGAAGUAUCUUCGACGAACUGACUGGGACUCGUACUGUCUGGUUCUUGGCAAACUUGGUCUUCGAGACAACCCGGAUUACAAACACUGAAGUUACAGGUGGUAUCUCUUAAAUGCAUUCGAAUCUCUUUCCUGAGGUUUGCACUCAGUUUUGCUGGAAAGAAAGUUCACCUAGAAUUUUGUUUCAUUCAUAAUCAUCAUAUCAUCAAAGUGAGAGCUUUGUGCUUGUGGAUGGAUGUCCAUGAAAAGGCAAAAAAGGCUGUUGAUGCUUGGAGAUGGAUCGUGGCUUAUAGGAAAGUGCAAAUUUCUUAAGUUUUAUUUCUAUAGAUUAUAUUACCAAAUCCUGAUCUGAUGUAAUUCUUGUUUUU